This is a messenger RNA of Torulaspora globosa, 2649 nucleotides long. RefSeq names its product Put3p (gene PUT3). Bases 1 to 2649 code for a protein of 882 amino acids. NCBI's taxonomy places the organism in Eukaryota, Fungi, Ascomycota, Saccharomycetes, Saccharomycetales, Saccharomycetaceae. Gene Ontology annotation, biological process: DNA-templated transcription; regulation of DNA-templated transcription. The record is from RefSeq and is a predicted model, not a curated record. Gene Ontology annotation, molecular function: DNA binding; zinc ion binding; DNA-binding transcription factor activity, RNA polymerase II-specific. The transcript has a single exon.
AUGGCGGGCGAUCUGGGAACAGCGAAUGGUGAGCGUGGUGACGAAGCUGGUGCAACGAUCGGGAGUACUGUGGCCCGCAAAACGCCUGAGAACGAUCGGUUGGAGCGGAAUGAUGGUUCCGACGCUGAGUUUUCGGCGGAAUACUGUGGUUAUGGUGAGUUUGAGGGCGACGAGGUGUUAGGGACUCAGAUAAAUCAAGCGUCUCGAGGAAAAAGAAGGAGAAGGUCGGCUUUGGCAUGUGUUCGAUGUCGAAGACGCCAUGUCAAGUGCCCGGGUGGCAGGCCGUGUGCUAAAUGUGCUGCAGCGAAUAUUGCCUGCGAAUAUUUGGAGCCCAACAAGAAACUCAUAGUGUCUAUGAAGUAUUUGCAAGAUUUACAGGAGAGUCUGGCCCACAUGAAGCGGGAGAAUGUUAGACUGCAGGCAUUGGUGACUUCUCUGCAGUCCAGCGGAGAAGCUACUGUAAGUAAAGGCAUCGGUGGCCAACAGGACGGUGCUCCUGUGCCUCCUCGCAGAGUCCUUACACCUCUAGACCUUCAGGCGGAUGGAUCGGACAUCCAAUUUAGUAAGAAUACCAUUGAAAAGGAUGUCCAGAGAGAUCUGGCGCAAUCGGUGGGUGGAAAUGUUGAAGAAGAUGAAGAUAUAGUACCGUCUUUCGCCCGAGGAGGCAGGUUGGUCGAGUCGCGCACCGGCCAGAGAUACUUCGUCGGGCCCUCUUCCAUGACGCUUUUCGGACUUGAGAUCCAAUCUUUGAUCUCCAAAUAUCUGCCGAAGGACACCGCCGAUCGUACGUCCGCUAACAGAAUGCCAUUACCAAGCAAAGAAGGUCAUAAUUCUUUAGGAGAAACAUAUGAGCCUGUAGAUCAGGUCCUACAAGAGGAAGGAAAUGCGUACAGGAUUGUACUCGCUAAGAAUGACGAUAACGAGGAUCUUUCGGUGAAUUUUACGCUUCCCUCUUAUUCUUAUGCGAUGUUUUUGGUUGACACUUUUAUCACCUACAAUGAUGGAUGUUUCUAUUUCUUCAAUGAAGGUAUCGUCAAACAUGGACUGAAGAUAGCAUACGAAGGUAAGCCACUUUAUGAUGACCACACCCUGCAAACAAUUUGGUUUUGUAAAGUCUUACUAGUUUUUGCCAUUGGAGAGAUGUAUUUGGGAACUCACAAUAAUGUAAAUGGUAACAAAGCGGUACUCAAGGGCAGUGCAAAGCUGCCUGGUUCUGGAUUUUUCGAUGAUGCGUCUGAGAUCUUCAGUUGUCUUUUCUCAAGUGGAAAGGUAGAGAAUAUUACGAAGGAAGGCGGGAUUGAAGUGAUGCUGCUAUAUGCAUUCUACCUGCAAGUUGCAGAUUGCACGGUUGCUUCAUACUUCUAUUUUGGGCAAGCUCUGAAAGCAUCUUUGAUAGUUGGAAUGCACGUCGACGCCCAACGAGAGUCGCUCACACGGUAUGAGCUCGAGCACCGCCGUCGCCUUUGGUGGACCGUUUAUAUGUUCGAAAGAAUGCUCAGUUGCAAAGCCGGCCUUCCACUGAGUUUCAUGGAUGAAACCAUCUCUACGGAGCUACCGGACGAUUUCGACAUGUCCAAUCCGCCGUCCGGUAGUGAACAUUAUAUUUUUCCUGAGGCUGAAUAUAUCAUUAAUUGUGUUAAAAUUGUUCAGAUUAAUGCCCAGAUACUCAACAAGCUAUAUCAGAGGCAGCCUAGCUCCAACAUACUACCAACUCUAAAACAUAUUGUCAAGCAAUUGCUGGAAUGGAGAAACAAUCUCUCGAGUUUUCUUCAAGUUGAUUUUAGGCAAAAAGACUUGAAGAUUUCCCGGUUGUGCACUAAUAUGUUCACAGAAUACUUCCAGGGUUUGAACCUAGCUAUUCGACCUUUGCUGUUCCAUUUUACAUCUAUUCAGCUGAAAAAAUACAAAGAAAGCCAGACUUACAUCAACCUGCAAAACUAUUCGUCCGCAAUAUCAGCUCUUCUGAACUGUUCAUUACAAGCCUCGUUGAAUACUAUACGCUCUCUUUGGGCUCUCAUGGAUCAGAACAUGGUUGCGCUUUUCGGCUAUAUGGAUAGAGAGUAUUUAUUCACCUCAUGCUGUACCCUAGUUCUAUUCAAUGCAACUUUUGGCAUUCAUGAGAAUACGUAUGAACACUUGGAUCAUGCUCUGGAAAUAUUUACUAAAAUGCGAAACCUUGGCAAUAAUCCAGCAGGCUUAAGGCGCGCUCAGUUGCUUACCUUGGUCGCAAACCUCGAUUUUCAUGGAAUUUUUAAAGAUCUCAUCGAAAAGCACAAUGAUUCUUUGAAGCCAGAUUCGCAGUUUGAUGCUCACGACUAUAAGGACAUCAAUUUCGUUUCUCACACCAGUACGGAUACAUCAGCCCUUUCAGACAUCAUAAAUGCCACGCUUUCUGGAUCUGUUACAAACCUUACUAAGAGUGAGACCAGGAUUGCAGAGGAAAACAAAAGCCAAUUAAAUCCGGCCGAUGUGAUUGAUAACGGUGAUUUGCAAAAGAUUCUGGACAAAAUGAAUAAGCUGAGUCAAACUGAUUGCGAGCUAUGGAAAGAUAUCUCAGAUCAGGCGAUGUGGCUAGGUAGUGCUAUAAAUCCUUGUGAGACGGCAACUAGUGAAGCGGACCUCAGUGCGUAUCUGGGCCGUAUAUCUUGA